This is a messenger RNA of Phragmites australis (common reed), 1273 nucleotides long. RefSeq names its product NAC domain-containing protein 83-like. The record is from RefSeq and is a predicted model, not a curated record. Lineage: Eukaryota; Viridiplantae; Streptophyta; Magnoliopsida; Poales; Poaceae. The coding region runs from base 271 to 1062 and encodes 263 amino acids. The transcript is spliced from 2 exons. Gene Ontology annotation, molecular function: DNA binding. Gene Ontology annotation, biological process: regulation of DNA-templated transcription.
CCACUGCCCGUCUCCCACACUCCACUGCACGCUUCUCCUAUAAAUCGAAGCCGUCGUCUCCCUCCUUCCUCCCCCUCCCCCUGUACGCUCACACGCCAAUGGAAGCUCGCCUCAAUUAGGCAACAAGUAACCCAACCCGUGCGGAGCAGCCACCGCCGGGCGCUUCCAAGAUCGCACCUUUCCCACGCGCGGCGACAGUAAUCGCCAAGAACAGCGAAGAAAAAAAAAAUCAGUUCUUGAUUUGACCCAGGCGAGCUCUGUGCUGUCCCCAUGGAGGCGAAGCAACCCGUGCCGCCGCGGCUGCCUCCGGGGUUCCGUUUCCGCCCCACCGACGAGGAGCUGGUCGUGCACUACCUCCGCCGCCGCGCGCUCGCCUCCCCGCUCCCCGCUGCCGUCGACAUCCCAGACGUCCGUAUCCUCGCGCACGACCCCUCCGACCUCCUCCCUCCAGGGUGGAGCGAGCAGGAGCGGUACUUCUUCACGUGCAAGGAGGCAAAGUACGUGAAGGGCCGCCGCGCGAACCGGGCCACUGGCGCCGGGUACUGGAAGGCCACAGGCAAGGAGAAGCCCGUCGCCGUGGCUGUACCGGCGCCGAGGGGCAGCCAGGCCGUGCUCGUGGGCAUGAAGCGCUCGCUGGUGUUCUACCGGGGGAAGCCCCCGAGCGGCAUCAAGACGGACUGGGUGAUGCACGAGUACCGCCUCGCCGGGGCCGGCCUCGCCCCGUGCCGCCGCGCGCAGGGCGACCACGCCGAUGCCACCGCCGCCGCCUCGGCGGUGUCGCGCCCAGCGGAGGGUUGGGUGCUCUGCCGCGUGUUCAGGAAGAAGGGAUCCGCAUCUGCCGCCGCCGCCGCGAGCUCGGCCGACCGGAGCGACGCCGACGCCGAAGCUGAGGAGCGCGUCGCGGAGGACGCCCAGGGCGCGAGGUUCAUCGACUUCUUCGCUCGCGCGGACCAUGCGCGGCGGCGGCGCGCAGCGUCGCCUGUGGUGUCGUCGAGCUGCCUGACCGAUGCGUCACACGAGCAGCACUGCCGGGAGCAGGAGACCACCAGCAGAGGCGCUUGAAGGCAGGCUCAGCAAAGCUUUGUAAGUUGCAGCGAUCCUGCUGCUGCCCAAUUUGGUCAGUAGGAGUAAUUAGCAACGCAAGAGAGAGGCAGGCUUAAGUUCAGUUCCGGUUCGGUUCAGUUCAGUCUUCAGUCUUCAGUGUAGCUACUGAAACUAAUGUACCUGAUCAAUCCCAUGGCUAUGUCAGUGCCAGAGCGCUUCCAGUUUCAAA